Symphalangus syndactylus (siamang) is the source of this 1758-nucleotide messenger RNA. Its product is annotated as 14-3-3 protein zeta/delta-like. Lineage: Eukaryota; Metazoa; Chordata; Mammalia; Primates; Hylobatidae. The record is from RefSeq and is a predicted model, not a curated record.
ACUGCGGGAACAUCCAGUCAUGGAUAAAAAUGAGCUGGUUCAGAAGGCCAAACUGGCCAAGCAGGCUGAGCGAUAUGAUGACAUGGCAGCCUGCAUGAAGUCUGUAACUGAGCAAGGAGCUGAAUUAUCCAAUGAGGAGAGGAAUCUUCUCUCAGUUGCUUAUAAAAAUGUUGUAGGAGCCCGUAGGUCAUCUUGGAGGGUCGUCUCAAGUAUUGAACAAAAGACGGAAGGUGCUGAGAAAAAACAGCAGAUGGCUCGAGAAUACAGAGAGAAAACUGAGACGGAGCUAAGAGAUAUCUGCAAUGAUGUACUGUCUCUUUUGGAAAAGUUCUUGAUCCCCAAUGCUUCACAAGCAGAGAGCAAAGUCUUCUAUUUGAAAAUGAAAGGAGAUUACUACCGUUACAUGGCUGAGGUUGCCGCUGGUGAUGACAAGAAAGGGAUUGUGGAUCAGUCACAAUAAGCAUACCAAGAAGCUUUUGAAAUCAGCAAAAAGGAAAUGCAACCAACACAUCCUAUCAGACUGGGUCUGGCCCUUAACUUCUCUGUGUUCUAUUAUGAGAUUCUGAACUCCCCAGAGAAAGCCUGCUCUGUUGCAAAGACAGCUUUUGAUGAAGCCAUUGCUAAACUUGAUACAUUAAGCGAAGAGUCAUACAAAGACAGCACGCUAAUAAUGCAAUUACUGAGAGACAACUUGACAUUGUGGACAUCAGAUACCCAAGGAGACGAAGCUGAAGCAGGAGAAGGAGGGAAAAAUUAACCGGCCUUCCAACUUUUGUGUGCCUCAUUCUAAAAUUUACACAGUAGACCAUUUGUUAUCCAUGCUGUCCCACAAAUAGUUUUUUGUUUACGAUUUAUGACAGGUUUAUGUUACUUCUAUUUGAAUUUCUAUAUUUCCAUGUGGUUUUUAUGUUUAAUAUUAGGGGAGUAGAGCCAGUUAACAUUUAGGGAGUUAUUUGUUUUCAUCUUGAGGUGGCCAAUAUGGGGAUGUGGAAUUGUUAUACGAGUUAUAAAUGUUUGGCAUAGUACUUUUGGUACAUUGUGGCUUCACAAGGGCCAGUGUAAAACUGCUUCCAUGUCUCAGCAAAGAAAACUGCCUACAUAUUGGUUUGUCCUGGUGGGGAAUAAAAGGGAUCAUUGGUUCCAGUCACAGGUGUAGUAAUUGUGGGUACUUUAAGGUUUGGAGCACUUAACAAGGCUGUGGUAGAAACAUACCCCAUGGAUACCACAUAUUAAACCAUGUAUAUCUGUGGAAUACUCAAUCUCAAUGUGCACACCUUUGACUACAACUGCAGAUGUGUUCCUUUAGACAAAGUUGUGACCCAUUUUACUCUGGAUAAGGGCAGAAACGGUUCACAUUCCAUUAUUUGUAAAGUUACCUGCUGUUAGCUUUCAUUAUUUUUGCUACACUCAUUUUAUUUGUAUCUAAAUGUUUCAGGCAACCUAAGAACAAAUGUAAAAGUAAAGAUGCAGGAAAAAUGAAUUGCUUGGUAUUCAUUACUUCAUGUAUAUCAAGCACAGCAGUAAAACAAAAACCCAUGUAUUUAACUUUUUUUCUUAGGUUUUUUGCUUUUGUGAUUUUUUUUUUUUUGAUACUUAGCUAGCAUGCAUGUGCUGUAAAAAUAGUUAACAGGGAAAUAACUUGAGAUGAUGGCAAGCUUUGUUUAAUGUCUUAUGAAAUUUUCAUGAACAAUCCAAGCAUAAUUGUUAAGAACACGUGUAUUAAAUUCAUGUAAGUGGAAUAAAAGUUUUAUGAAUGGA